AAAACAACAGCAAAGUAUUAAUAAAAGCAGCUUAUUAAAGUUGUUUGCAGAGCGAUUUAUUCAAAAUGCAGAUGCAAACGUACAAAUUAGUGGUCGUCGGUGGUGGCGGCGUUGGAAAAUCUGCCAUAACGAUACAAUUCAUACAGAGCUACUUUGUUACGGACUAUGAUCCGACUAUUGAGGAUUCAUACACAAAACAAUGUGUCAUAGACGAUGUGCCAGCUAAAUUGGACAUACUCGACACUGCCGGUCAGGAGGAGUUCAGCGCCAUGCGGGAACAGUAUAUGCGCUCGGGCGAGGGAUUUCUGUUAGUGUUCUCCCUGAAUGAUCAUUCCAGCUUCGAUGAAAUACCAAAGUUUCAGCGCCAGAUAUUGCGCGUCAAGGAUCGCGAUGAGUUUCCCAUGCUAAUGGUGGGCAACAAAUGCGAUUUGGAGCAUCAACGUCAAGUGUCUUUGGAGGAGGCACAAAAUACUAGCAGAAAUCUUAUGAUACCCUAUAUUGAGUGCAGUGCCAAGCUGCGGGUCAAUGUAGAUCAGGCGUUCCAUGAACUGGUGAAAAUUGUGCGCAAAUUUCAAAUUGCCGAGCGACCCUACAUUGAGGAGGGCUACAAGAAGAAGAGCAAAAGGAAGUGCUGUCUGAUGUAAAGAGGCUUUAGCUGUGUAUCUCCUGGUGGCCAGCAAGCAUGAGUUUAACACCAAAAUUAUAAUUAAUAAACGCGCAUCGACUGAGCUAUAGGAUUCUGAUGAGCAAACACGCAACCAGUAAUAAACCCAGCAACCCAAACGAAGAGCAUUUUAUAAACACAUACAGUGAAUAGAUAACGAAGUAUCAAUGAAUCGAAUAAGCUCACCCAAGCCAACGCCACGCCACGCCCACUAACUAUACUAACUGAGCAGCUUAAUAAGCUAAAAACAAAUUAAACUCAAAUGUCCUUGCGUCCUCAAACUACAGAGCAUAAAACAUACUACUUAUAAAUAAUUUACAUACAUACAUACAUAUACACGCAUACUUGUCUACAAGAAUA
This is a messenger RNA of Drosophila busckii, 1024 nucleotides long. RefSeq names its product ras-like protein 2 (gene Ras64B). Gene Ontology annotation, molecular function: GTPase activity; GDP binding; GTP binding. Gene Ontology annotation, cellular component: plasma membrane. Gene Ontology annotation, biological process: signal transduction. The transcript has 3 exons. Lineage: Eukaryota; Metazoa; Arthropoda; Insecta; Diptera; Drosophilidae. Bases 66 to 644 code for a protein of 192 amino acids. The record is from RefSeq and is a predicted model, not a curated record.